Parascedosporium putredinis is the source of this 912-nucleotide messenger RNA. NCBI's taxonomy places the organism in Eukaryota, Fungi, Ascomycota, Sordariomycetes, Microascales, Microascaceae. The record is from the annotation of a GenBank genome assembly.
AUGCGCAACUUCGAAGUCGCCGUCAUCCUCGCCGCGGCCGGCGCCCUCGCCCAGACCGUCGGCACCGAGCACAACGCCGUCAUCGUCUCUGACAGCCCCGUUGGAGCCAAGUACAUUGCCAACUUCGAGGGUAUCAUCACCGGCCGCGUCCUCGCCGGCUCCGACGCCUUCGGUAUCGGUGUCACCUUCCACGUCGCCUUGACCGGUCUUUCCGAGGCCGACGGCCCUUACAAGUUCCACCUCCACGAGUUCCCCGUCCCCGCCAGCGGCGACUGCGCCGGCACCGGCGGCCAUCUCGACCCCUUCGGCAGGACUCAGGAACCCGCCUGCGAGAGCGAUUGGCCCGAGAGCUGCGAGGUUGGCGAUCUCUCCGGAAAGCACGGCACCGUCGAGGGAACUAGCGACGAGUACAGCUUCCACGACCUCUUCACCUCCCUCAACCCCGCCAACGACGCCUUCUUCGGCGACAAGUCCAUCGUCCUCCACAACAACAACGGCGACCGCGUCGCCUGCGCCAGCUUCGCCCCCGUCCCCAAGGAGACCACCGGCGAAGAGCCCGUCGAGGUCAUCCCCGAGCUUCCCGCCGAGGAGCCGGAGGAGGAGACCCCCGCCCCCGAGACCCCUCCCGCCGAGGAGGACGAGGAGUGCGAGGCCGAACCCGAGGAGCCCCCCGAGGAGCCCGUCACCGAGACCCCUCCCGCCGAGGAGGACGAGGAGUGCGAGGCUGAGCCCGAGGAGCCUGCCGAGGGCGGUCACCCCGAGGAGCCCGUCGAGGGCGAGGUUACUCCCGAGGAGCCUGUCGAGGGUGAGGUCACUCCCGAGGAGCCCGUCGACGAUCCCGAGAUCAUCGUUAUCGGCCCCAUCGAGGGUGAGGAGGAGGAGGAGGAGGAUGGCAUGAGGCUCGGACCUUGA